CGCAUGUAUUGAGAGCGAGAUAUAAAAUAAAUAAAUAAAUAUAUAUGAUGUAUAUUUAUUUUGUUGUUGAGCGAGCGCUUUUUGAGAGAAAAUUGAGGGGGAAUGAUUGUGUAUAUUUUUAUUUGUUUUGUUUAUUUUUGUUGAGUAGGGAAAGGCUUCUUUCUCCUCUUUUUUUCUUUUUUUUCUGCUCUUAUUUGUAGACCACCCUAUGACUAAAAAACCUAGAAGGGAGAUGUGGGGGGGAGAUGUGGGACGUUGGCCAAAUGACAAACAAAAAAACAUUUUUAUUU
Messenger RNA from Meloidogyne enterolobii, 290 nucleotides. The record is from the annotation of a GenBank genome assembly. NCBI's taxonomy places the organism in Eukaryota, Metazoa, Nematoda, Chromadorea, Rhabditida, Meloidogynidae.